AUCCUACAGAGCUCACUCGAAUAAAUAAGCCUGAAGAUUUUCACAAUUUAUUGAAAAAUAGCAAAGGAACAAAUUUAGUUGAAGGUAUUAUGAUAGACUUGUCUCAAAUUGGAGAUCUACACUUCAAUGCUGACACCUUUAAAAAUAUGCCUCAACUAAGGUUUCUUAAGUUUUAUGCUCCAUGGGAUGAAAAACAGUUGAAUGUGUACAUUCCCAUACCCCUGGAGCCGUUUUCUGCUAGACUCAAGUAUUUGGAGUGGAAUAGUUAUCCUCUGAAUUCUCUAUCAUCAAUGUUUUCUGUGGAGCAGCUUGUUGAGCUUAGGAUGCCAAACAGUCAAAUUUCUAAACUUUGGGAUGGAACGCAGGAACUUCCGAAUUUGAUAGUGCUUUACCUUUAUGGAUGUAAAAAGUUGGUAGAGCUUCCAGAUUUUAGUAAAGCAACAAAGCUUAAAACCAUAGAUCUUUGGAAUUGUGAAAAACUAUGUCAACUUCAUCCAUCUAUUUUGUCCAUCCAAACUCUUGAGGAAUUAUAUCUUACUGGUUGCACAAAAUUGAAGUGUGUCAAAAGCAAUUUGAAGUCUCUUAAAACAUUUUAUGCGUAUAAUUGUUUAAGCCUGGAGAAAUUUGCAGUGUCAUCAGAAAAACUGUCGGAUUUAGAUAUCUCUUUGUGGAGAAUUAAAAGUCUACCAAAUGAAAUAUGUAGCUUUUUUUCUCUUGAGUAUCUUUGUCUUAGUAAUUGCAGAAAGCUAAUUGAUCUCCCACGCAACAUAAAAGCUCAAUCAAGGUUAAGGGCUCUUGACGUAAGUGGUUGUAGUAGUCUUCGUGCUAUACCAGAACUUCCACCAUCUAUUGAAGAGCUUUAUGCUGUUGAUUGCACAUCACUUGAAACAAUAUUCAAUUUGAAGGCAGUAUUUAGUUUGAAUAGGAGAAAGAUCUCAUUUGCAAAUUGUGUGAGAUUGGAACAAGAGUCAGUGAAUGAUAUUAUGGAAGAUGCUCAUCUCACAAUAUUCAGAAAUGUUUUAUUGUUGUCAGCAGAUCCAGAUCAGAUGAUAAAUUAUUAUUAUUAUCAUAAAAUGUUAGGUUGUGUUUGUUAUCCUGGGUACAAAGUUCCAAAGUGGUUCGGAUGUGAAACAAGAGGAGCAUCCAUAAUAAUUGAACUUCAUCAACCUUACUACGAGUUGUUGGGUUUCUUCUUCUGUUGUGUUAUUUCUCAAAACUUACCUUCUUAUUAUUUUGAAGAAUUGGAUCUUGUCAAUAUCAAGUGUGAAUACCGCCACUUCGGAGAUGGCGUAAAGGACACAUUUGUAAGUAAAAAUCUAAACUUUGUUUCUAAACGACGAUGUAGCUGUGAUCAUGUUUUAAUAUGGACUGAUCCAUUUGGUAGUGAAAACAUAUUGGGUGAAAUUGAGAGGUGCAGACUCAGAGGUGGCAGUGAUGAUGAUGAUAGCACUUGCAACCAAAAGAUGUCAUUCAGAUUCAGUAUUGAUAGACCUAAGAGAGGGAAGAGAGUCCAAAUAAGGAGAGAAAAUGAUGAAGAUUGUUUUAUCAAAGGGUGUGGGGUUAUUCCAAUGUAUGCCUCAACUCUCUUGGAUGCCAUUCAAAAUCUUGAAUUGGAGUUCAACUUGAAGCCUCAUCAUAACCCCAUCCCAGGGAUAAAUCUGGACGAAGUAAGAAGUAUGAUGAUCCGGAAGAGCAAAGGAAAAUCAAAAUUCCACUGAGAUCACUUGCUGUAUGAAUAUGAAAUUGAAAGAAAAUUCUUGAUCAACUUAUGACAAA
This is a messenger RNA of Arachis ipaensis, 1776 nucleotides long. Its product is annotated as TMV resistance protein N-like. Lineage: Eukaryota; Viridiplantae; Streptophyta; Magnoliopsida; Fabales; Fabaceae. Gene Ontology annotation, biological process: defense response; signal transduction. The record is from RefSeq and is a predicted model, not a curated record. Gene Ontology annotation, molecular function: ADP binding.